AUGAUUGGCCCACCCGAUUGCUCUCUCUCAGCCUUCAAGACCUCUCUUCUUCAUCAAUGUCAGUUUGAUCUCACCACGAUAUCAUUGGAAGCCUGCCUUGGUGGCAGCAUCGACGGCUAUGUGUGGAAGUCAAUCCACCCUGAAUCCCCAAUUCUAGUCAACGCCGCCCCAACGACCCGAAAGGACGCCUUGAACAAUCACUACGCAUUCUCAAUAGAAGGCCACAUCCGAUUACAAGAUAAACUCAAAGAAACGCCCAUGACUAAUACCAAGAUCAUCUCGGAAGCCCCUCGGCUAAGGAAAUGCUACGGAUGGCCGAACUUCAAAGGCCGCAUCAUCCGCAAUGCCCAUCCUUCACUGUGGCCACCACCCUUGCACAUAGACAAAGUAGAUCGCGAAAUGCCCCUCAACCGAGACUACAUAGCAAUUGUGUACGAGUACAUUAAAGAUGGCGAAAACGGCCCGGCUAUCGUGAAGCAGAUGCUCGAGUUCCUAUGGUUCACGGGUUUUAGCCUGGUUGAUUCGCCACACGCAAGGAAUUGGACGAGCGGCGUGUUGCUGGACUUGUGUGAUGUUGUCCCUCCCAGACGAUCCAGCUGGAAGAGUAGCAACUACGGUAUACGCGACGUAGAGAUGGUGUUGAGGAGUUGA
Messenger RNA from Trichoderma virens Gv29-8, 651 nucleotides. RefSeq lists its product as uncharacterized. The transcript is spliced from 2 exons. The record is from RefSeq and is a predicted model, not a curated record. NCBI's taxonomy places the organism in Eukaryota, Fungi, Ascomycota, Sordariomycetes, Hypocreales, Hypocreaceae. Bases 1 to 651 code for a protein of 216 amino acids.